Molecule: messenger RNA, 2119 nt
Organism: Gilbertella persicaria
Lineage: Eukaryota; Fungi; Mucoromycota; Mucoromycetes; Mucorales; Choanephoraceae
Product: Clathrin/coatomer adaptor, adaptin-like protein
Exons: 13
Coding region: 140-1834 (564 amino acids)
Biological process (GO): intracellular protein transport; receptor-mediated endocytosis
Cellular component (GO): membrane coat; AP-4 adaptor complex
Molecular function (GO): cargo adaptor activity
Source: RefSeq, a predicted model, not a curated record
GAAAGAAAUAAAGCUUUUACAUUAUAGCUCUCAGUAACGCCAAUUUGACUUGGCCCAAAAAGACAAUCAUUUUCUAGGUAGCGCCAUUUAUUUUUUUCAGAACAGACUGUAUUGUGUUUAUGCAACCCUUUUCCUCUUUAUGUCACGCAUACAAAACUAUUUGAGUUCCGAGUUUCUUGCUUCAGGGCUCAGUCUCGAGUUCAAUGAGUUUGUUACCAAGAUCACUGGAGCAAAAAGCAAAACAGAAGAGUCAAGUCAUGUUCAUCAAGAACUUGAAAAGCUUGUAUCCAAAAUGGGUCUACCAGACUUAUCUUCAUCAAAAAUGAAAGAAUAUCUUAUUCGACUUGUUCAUUGUUUUAUGCUUGGAUACAAGGUGGAUUUUGGUAUGAUUUAUGCCAUCAUGGCUUCACAAAGUGGAGAAACAGUCAUGGAUCGACGUGUUGGGUAUUUGGCAUGUACUUUAUUUUUGGAAGAAGAGCAUGAACUAAGUAUUAUGCUCAUCAAUACACUCCAAAGAGACUUGAAGAGUCAACACUACCUAGAUCGAUGUGCUGCAUUAAAUGCCAUAUGUUAUAUUGAACAUAGUGAAAUGUUGGAUAAUGUACUUGAUUUAGUAAUUCAGUGUAUGGAAUUUCCCAAACAAAUGGUACGCAAAAAAGCUGUGUCUGCACUUUAUUUCUUGUAUAAAAGAACAGAUCUGGAGUUUGAACGCAUUGAGUCAGUAUUAAGAAAUGCUUUAGAAGACAAAGACACUAGUGUAGUAUUUUCAGCCCUGUCUGUAUGGAGAAUAGUUUUAGCCGAAGAUGUGUUUAGGUUUAAAGAUAUGGUUCCAGUAUUUUACAGAAUCCAUAGACAAAUUAUUGAAAGAAGAAUUCAUGCAUCCUUUGCAUAUCACGGUGUAUUAGCUCCAUGGGCUCAAUUGGAGUGUUUGUCUAUCUACAGACUAUACCAAGAGUCCAACAUAGGAUCCCCUCAAGAGCUUUAUAGUAUAGUUCAUGAUUGCCUUCAUAGCAUGGAAAAGAAAGUGGAUGCUGCAUUUGCCAUUGUGUUGGAAUGCAUCAAGUUGUUAUCCGCCAUGGAUCCCAUUCUUUUAGCCAGUAUAUCUUCUCUACCAGACAAUGAGAAAUACCCAUUUCAACAGAUACUCCAACCUUAUUUGGACGCCAGUAACCAUAAUCUCAAAUACCUUGGUAUUCUUGCUAUGUCGUACGUGGAUCAGAGUGUAUGGGACACAAAUUGGCUUGAUGGGUCACUUUUAUCCCAUGUCAUACGUGCUUGCUUUGACGACAAUACAGUUAUUAUACAAGCCAUAGAGAACCUAGACAAGAUCAUGAGCAAGGAUGUAUUAAGGGAAGCAAGCCCAGCAUUGAUAGAGGCAUUAAAUAGGAAUUAUGAUAUUAAACUAUGCAAUACUACGAUAGCCUACUGGUUACUAAAUCGAAUGACAGAGUACAAAACGGAGCCUAUGAAUGUUUGGUCUGUACAGACAGUGAUGUCUAUUCUCGCUGAAACAAGAAAAAACUUGAGUGACAAUUAUGUACAGACACAAUGUGACAUGUUAAAACAAGCUCUGAUUCAAGAAACCAAUGAGAAUACUUUAAGAGAAGCCUCGGUCCACACUGCCUAUCAGUUGCUAAAAAGAACCAAUAGUGAUAUACUGUCUCCCUUGCUGGUCCAAUUUGCAUUUUGGACGAUAGGUCAACAUGGCUAUUUAAGUACAGAAUACACUGAUUUAGAUUUAAUGGGUCAAUUACAGAAAUGGGUCUUGUUAGUACAAGGUCAAUCAUCAUCUAUAUUAAUUAUACAAAGACAAUUGACAUGCUAUUCUAGAUGACUAUCUACAGACAUCUGGUCUACAAGCCAUUGAGAAAUGUAUACAGCGAAACAAGGCAUGGCUCUCUAGCCUUGAAGGCAUCUUGAAAGAAUUCAAAAAAUCAACUGUACCUGAGAAACAACAAAUUGCUCAAGAUAUUUUGAUGUUGAUUCAACAAGAAUCCUUUCACAAAGAACAAGACAUGAAUUCUGUAUUGAAUCUAUCUGUAUUAGAGUUGUCUGAGAAUCCUAAUCGACCAAUGGGAAUCGGAAAAUAUUACGAAGAGAACAAUAGUCCUAAACAAAA